This is a messenger RNA of Bubalus bubalis (water buffalo), 958 nucleotides long. It is a transcript of the gene NPSR1, whose product is annotated as neuropeptide S receptor 1. The coding region runs from base 139 to 912 and encodes 257 amino acids. The transcript is spliced from 7 exons. Gene Ontology annotation, molecular function: neuropeptide receptor activity. Gene Ontology annotation, cellular component: cytoplasm; membrane. The record is from RefSeq and is a predicted model, not a curated record. Gene Ontology annotation, biological process: neuropeptide signaling pathway; positive regulation of release of sequestered calcium ion into cytosol. NCBI's taxonomy places the organism in Eukaryota, Metazoa, Chordata, Mammalia, Artiodactyla, Bovidae.
GGAAUUCAUUUCUACUGUAGCAUAGCUGCAAAUUUGAAAGAGAUUGAAAUCAACCACUUUUAUGUGUUUUUGUUAGAUUCUUUCACAGGACUGUUUAACAUCUUGACAGAUAUCAUUUGGAGAUUCACUGGAGACUUCAUGGCACCUGACCUGGUUUGCCGCGUGGUCCGCUAUUUGCAGGUUGUGCUGCUCUAUGCCUCUACCUAUGUCCUGGUGUCCCUCAGCAUAGACAGAUACCAUGCCAUCGUCUACCCCAUGAAGUUCCUGCAAGGAGAAAAGCAGGCCAAGGUCCUCAUCAUGAUUGCCUGGAGCCUCUCUUUCCUGUUCUCCAUUCCUACCCUUAUCAUAUUUGGGAAAAGGAAACUCUCCAAUGGUGAAGUGCAGUGCUGGGCCCUGUGGCCCGACGACUCCUACUGGACCCCGUACAUGACCAUCGUGGCCUUCCUGGUGUACUUCAUCCCCCUGACAAUCAUCAGUGUCAUCUAUGCCAUUGUGAUCAGAACUAUUUGGGUCAAAAGCAAAGCCUAUGAGACAGUGAUUUCCAACUGCUCAGAUGGAAAGCUGUGCACCAGUUACAACCGAGGGCUCAUCUCAAAGGCAAAGAUCAAGGCCAUCAAGUAUAGUAUUGUCAUCAUUCUCGCCUUCAUCUGCUGUUGGAGUCCCUACUUCCUCUUUGACAUUUUGGACAAUUUCAGCCUCCUUCCAAACACUGAGGAGCGUUUCUACGCCUCUGUGAUCAUUCAGAACCUGCCUGCCUUGAACAGUGCCAUCAACCCCCUCAUCUACUGUGUUUUCAGCAACUCCAUAUGCUUCCCCUGCAGGGAGCAAAGAUCACGGGAUUCCAGAAUGACAUGUCGGGAGAGAACUGAGAAGCAUGAGAUGCAGGUUCUGUCCAAGCCAGAAUUCAUGUAGAUCAUGGGGCACUGGUAGCACUGGGCUGAGCCCCGUCAACUCUCCU